AUGGCCACGCGACUCAGCCCCCGAAAUUCGGAGGUGAACGCUCUUGAGCAGCGGGGCUAUCUGAUUGGCAAAAAGAUCGGACAGGGCUCGUACGCGACCGUGCACCUGGCUGAGUACGUGGACGGGACGAGCUCGAAGAAAUUGCGACUAGCCUGUAAGAUAUUCGACAAAGAGAAGGCACCCCGUGAUUUCCUGAACAAGUUCUUUCCCCGUGAACUCGAGAUCCUAACAAAGAUCGAGAAUCCGCACAUCAUCCAAGUGCAUAGUAUAUUGCAACGUGGCCCGAGAGUGUUUAUCUUCAUGCGUUACGCCGACAACGGCGAUCUACUAGACUUCGUGAAGAGGAAUGGCGUCGUGCCGGAACAGCAGUCGAAGCUCUGGUUCAGGCAGAUGGCCUCCGGUCUCCAUUAUCUCCACGGCAAGAACAUCGCUCAUCGUGAUCUCAAGUGCGAGAACAUUCUUCUCUCUAGGAAGUUCAACGUGAAGCUCGCGGACUUCGGUUUCGCGAGGUUCUGCAUCGAUCACGACGGCAGACGUGUCCUGAGCGAGACGUACUGCGGGUCCGCGGCGUACGCCGCACCGGAAGUGGUCUCCGGCACGCCGUACAACCCUAAACUGGCCGAUGUCUGGUCCCUCGGGAUUAUUCUCUUCAUCAUGCUGAACGCGUCGAUGCCGUUCGACGAUUCGAAUCUGAAGAAACUGCUCAAGGAUCAGAUGUCUCGAAACUGGAUGUUUCGGUCACGGGUACGUGAAACGGUCUCCGCGCUGGCCAAGAGUAUCGUCAAACAUAUCCUCGAGCCGGAUAUCACCUUGCGGCUGACGUUGGAACGUGUUCUCGGCCACGAAUGGGUCCGUACUAAGAAGGAGAAGCCAGGAUCCCUCUCUGGUCGGCUGGUGCAUUCGGCACCGCCCAUUCAUCCGCAGGUGUGCGGAGGCGGAGGAAACUUAGUUGGGGCGGGAGCCGCAGGCGGUUGCAACGUGCCUGUAGUACUGAGGGGUCUGCCAUCGUUCAAGAACUCGGACAACCACAACCAGGGUACCGCCGUGAAGUCCACGGACAAUCCAGGGAAGAACACGCAGCUGUCCGCCGUCGAGUGA
This is a messenger RNA of Dufourea novaeangliae, 1098 nucleotides long. It is a transcript of the gene Tssk, whose product is annotated as testis-specific serine/threonine-protein kinase 1. The record is from RefSeq and is a predicted model, not a curated record. Bases 1 to 1098 code for a protein of 365 amino acids. Gene Ontology annotation, biological process: cellular response to glucose starvation; intracellular signal transduction; protein phosphorylation. Gene Ontology annotation, molecular function: protein serine/threonine kinase activity; ATP binding. Lineage: Eukaryota; Metazoa; Arthropoda; Insecta; Hymenoptera; Halictidae. The transcript is spliced from 4 exons.